GAGGAUGGUGGUGAGUCUGUUGGUAUAAAUAUGGGGCAAAGGAUCGAGUGGAAGAGCAGCGAGGUCGGCGAGAGGGUUCGCUGUGCCCUCUGUUCUGCGUCUGUGUGAAGGCAAGAGAGCUCCCGGCUCAGCUAUCAGCGUGCGAUCAUCACAAGGCUCGGAGUCCACCAUGAGGCUGUGUCUGGCUCUGGUUGUACUUGUCCUGGCCCUGGGCACGACGAGUGGCUCCCAUUUCCGCGGGGGAACCAUCUCCUGGAUUCCUCAAGACGGCAACCAGGUGAAGUUCAGCUACAUGAUGGCCUGGCGCCGCUCCUCCAUGACCCCCUGCACGGACAAUGACAUCGCGGCCGGAGCGUACUUCUCCACGGGCGACCAGUGGCAAUGCACCCAGGGCUGCAGUGAAACCCGCACUAUGAGCAUCGCGUGUAUCGAGCAGAACAGCAACUCGGACUGGAUGGUGGGCAUGGGGAACUUCAACUUCACCGUCCCCAGCACGCAGCAGAGCAUCGUCAGCUUCGCGAGCUGCUGCUGGGUGAGCGCGAACGUGAUCACCGCUUACGGGACCCAGAGCGUGGCAAGCUCGUGGUCCGUGAUCGCCAUACUCAACCCUGGGACCCGGAGCGACACCGGCAGCCCCAACAUCUCCCCCAUGACCACCUCCAAGCCGCUCAUCAAGCUCAAAGUGGGCUGCACCAAGGUGUGGACCAUCCCCGUGUUGGACGCUGAUGGCGAUGUGGUGAAGUGUCGAUAUGCCAACAAAAACGUGCACGACGAGUGUGGGGACAUCUGCGGAGUCGCGCCCUUUGGGACGCUGAAUCAGGACGCGUGCACCAUCACGUUCACGGUGCCCGUGACCGCUUCCGGCCUCUGGGCCUUGGCGCUGAUGAUCGAGGACUUCCCGCGCAAUAGCAUCACCAUGGACUCUGCUUCGUACUCCCCCAGCAGCCCGCUCUCCAGCAUCCCACUGCAGGUCCUCUUCGAGAUCGAGACGGGAAGCUCGUGCUCGGGUCCCCUGUUCACGGGAGCAACCCCCCGUGCCGGACAAACGUUCCAGGCUACGCAGGGGCUCCCCUUCAAUCUGCAGGUGGACGUCACCCUCCCCAGCGACGCAGCACCAGGCGUGACGAUCGUGCGGCUGGGAACCAUCGCGCCUGUCGGGGUGCAGAAGGGUGCCCUGGAGGCCGACGCCGGAAACUCGAAGCUCUUCCACACGACGCUGAGCUGGACACCGGGACGGAAAGACGUGCAGAGCCACCAGAUCUGCUUCUACGCCUCCGACAGCAACGCCCAGGAGACCGAGCUGCGCUGCGUCAAUGUCGUCGUUGAAGGCACCGGCGGACCCAUCGCAUUCUCCUACGACAGCAUCACCACCAGCGACUUCCCCAUCGAGUGGACGAUCACCUUCAGCGACGAGAUCGUCCUGCCUACCGUCUCAAGGUACUUCCGCUUCUGGGAGCUGCGCAGCGGGCGGGAGGUGUACCGCGUGGAUGGCACCACGGUCACACUGCUGCCCAAUGGCACGGCGGUCCGCUUCACCACGCCGCCCUACGUAUUUGCCGGCGGUGUUUCGCUCUACGUCACCGUGGAUGAGGGCGCUGCCAUGAUGGUCGUCAAUGGCUCCAUCGUCACAAAAAGCAACGCGCACGGCCGCAAGGACUGGGUGUUCACGCUGCGCAAGAAGGUCUACGCCGAGUGCUACGCCGUUGGCGACCCCCACUACAGCUCGUUUGACGGGCGGCUCUUCAACUACAUGGGCACCCACACCUUCGUGUUGGCGUCCAACUGCCUGGGCGGGCAGCAGCAGCCAACGGCGUGGCGAGUGCUCGCCAAGAACGAGCACCGGGGCCGCGCGGACGUGGCGUGGACGCGGGAGGUGCACACCGAGAUCUACGGCUACACCAUCUCCUUCCUGAAGAGCGGCGCCGUCUGGCUGGAUGGGCAAGCCAUCAACCUGCCGUACUACGAGCCCGGGGAGCGGUUCCGCAUCACUGGCUCCGGGGGCUACGCGCGUCUCACCACCGACGUCUUCUUCAGCGUCGAAUACGAUGGUUGGAGCAGGGUGGUGGUGUCUCUGCUGAACCACGACGUGUACUGGAACGGCACGUGUGGCGUGUGCGGGGUGUGGAACGGUGACCAGAGCGACGACUUCGCAAUGCCCGAUCACUCCCAGGCUCCUGACGCGGCCACGUUCGGCAACAGCUGGGAGGUUCCCGAGAGGAAGAACGCAGAGAGUGGGAGCAGUGACACGGGAGCCUCAUCCGGCAUUAUCCUGCACCCCGGCAAGUCGGCGAUCGCAUCCAGCCCCCAGAACUGCGGGCGGCUACAAGACGCGAAUGGCACGCUGGCCGCGUGCUUCGCGACCGUUGACCCCGCGCCAUACUUCACCGACUGUGUCUUCGACAUGGUGCUGUCGGGUCUGGACGUGUCAGUGCUGUGCCGGUCGCUGGAGGCGUACGUGGCGGCCUGUAAUGCGGCCGGGUUCACCUUCGCCGACCCAUGGAGGAACGGCACCGGCUGCGCAACGAGCUGUGGCGCAGGCACGCGGUUCAGCUCGUGCGCCGCCGCGUGUCCGGCUACGUGCUACGACCCCACAGCCGCGGCUCAGUGCGCGGACCCCUGCGUGGAGGGCUGCGAGUGCGCUGACAGCACCCAGCUAUGGGACGGCGGCCAAUGCGUGCAGCCGGGCCAGUGCGGGUGCCGGGACACAAAUGGCCGUUACUACAAGCUGAACGAGGCGUUCUGGCAGCCCGGGUGUGCCGUGCAGUGCACGUGUGCUUCCCCCGACAACAUCCAGUGCCAGUCGAACUCCUGCGACCUCACCUUCAACUUCUGUGGCAUGGACAGCAAGGGGGUGCACGGGUGCCACCGCAAGAGCCUGGAGUGCACCGCCUGGGGCGACCCGCACUAUGUCACGUUCGACGGCCGCACCUUCGACUUCAUGGGCACCUACACCUAUGCCCUCACACAGCCGUGCUCUGGAGCCGGCUGGAACGUGCUGGUGAAGAACGAGUUCAUCUACGGAAGCUGGUCCAUCGCUUACACCCGUGACGUCUUCGUCAACAUCUACGACCACAGCGUGCACUUCGGCCUCGGCUGGAGAGUCUACCUGGAUGGAGUGGAGAUCAACGUUCCGUACUACUACUCCAAUGGGAGUGCGGAGUUCUCCGUGAUUCGCUCAGGGAACUUCAUGCGCCUGCGGAGUGACUUCGAGCUCGAGGUUCUGUAUGACGGGCACCACCAUGCCGUGGCGCGCCUCCCUGCCUCCUUCGCCGGGGCCCUAUGUGGCCUCUGUUCCAACAUGAAUGGAGACCCCAGCGACGAUUUCGUGAUGAGGGACGGCACCCGUGCUGCAUCGGCCACCGACUUCGGCAACAGCUGGAAGAUUACGGAGCCCGGCUCUUCUGAGACCGGCUCAGACGACACGGGCAACCACCCGACCCCCAACGCCAACGAGGUGGCUGCGGCCUCGCAGAAUGACAAGUGUGGCGCAAUUAGCGACCCCGUGGGCCCCUUCGCCGCCUGCGCCCGUGCCGUCGACCCUCAGCCCUACGUGGACGGCUGCGUGCUCGACCUGGUGCUGCAGGGCUUUGACGAUGCCGUGCUGUGCCGAGCCCUCUCUGCGUACUACGCCGCCUGCAUCAAAGCCGGCAUCGCCCUGAAUGGCUGGAGAAACGAGACGCUCUGCCCCGCCCCGGCGUGCCCCGCCAACAGCUCGUACUCGCACUGCACCUCCCCGUGCCCUGUGACGUGCGUGCGGGGGCCGGGCGAGGGUCAGUGCGCGGGAGGCUGCGUAGAGGGCUGCAUUUGUGACGCCGGCUACCUGCUGGAUCACGACCAGUGUGUGCGCGCCGACAAGUGCGGCUGCAUCAGCAAUGGCAAGUACUACAAGCUGGGAGAUGAGUUCAUCUCAGACGACUGCAGGAGUCAGUGCGUGUGUGAGGCUGGUGGAUUGGACUGCGACGCCUUCUUCUGCCCUGCACUGCACACGUGUGGACUUACGGACGACGGCAAGAUCGGGUGCAAUGCCCUGGAGGGUCACUGCCAGGCAUCGGGCGACCCCCACUACGUGACGUUCGACGGCACCUACUUCGACUUCAUGGGCACGUGCGCGUACACGCUGGCCGCUCCGUCCGCACGCUACGCCGGCACAUCACGUGACGGCGCUUGGCGAGUGCUUGUGGAGAACGAGGCGCUGGGGCCGUACGCCGCCGUGUCGUACACGCGCGCCGUCGAGGUGCAGCUCGGCAACCACACAAGGGUCAGGCUCCUGCCCGGGGGCGCCGUGCAGCUGAACGGCGAGACGGUGAGCCUGCCGGCGCUACUGCCCGGCGCCACGGUGGUGCAGCUGGGGAACCUGGCGGUGCUGUCGGCGCCGGCAGCCGGCCUCACCGUCAAGUACGACGGCUUCUCCUAUGUGGACGUGGGGCUCAAGGCCGACUUUGCGGGCGCCGUCGAGGGGCUGUGCGGGAACUACAACGGGGACGUCAGCGACGACUUCACGGGGCCUGCCGGCGAGGACCAUAGCACGCCGUACACAUUCGGCAACGCCUGGAAGAGCGAAGAGUCUGCCUGGAGACCAACCUGUGGGCCGGACUACGGCCGCGUGGUGACGCCCAGCGACGCGGACAAGGCGCUGGCGGAGGUGCCGUGCGACUUCCUGCGUGGCGCCCAGUCGCCCUUUGCCCCGUGCUUCGUGACGGUGCCGCCCGGGCCGUACUUCACCAAAUGCGUGUUCGACCUGGCCGUGACGGGCAUGGACGCGGCGCUGCGCUGCUCGCACCUCCAGGGAUACUUCGACACAUGCCUGACGCACGGAGUGGUGCUUGCGGAGUGGAGGGCGGCCGCCAACUGCUUGCUGGCGUGCCCAGCUCACAGCACGUACAGCACGUGCGCCCCUCCCUGCCCAUCAUCGUGCGGCCUACCUGCAGCCGCGUGCCCGCGGAGCCGCAGUUGCGCCGAGGGCUGCGUGUGUGACGCCGGCUUCUUCCUGCAGGGCGGCACGUGCGUGGCGGCGGCGGACUGCGGGUGCACGUAUGACGGCAUUUACAGAGACGUGGCCGAGUCGUGGUACACCCACGACUGCUCGCGUCGCUUCACGUGCCUGCUCCCAGGGGGUGGUCGUGGAGGAGGCAGGCGGGUGCCAUGGGGGACAGGCGUGCUUCCUCAAGGAGGGCCGCUUCGGCUGCCACCGAGCGGAGGUGGAGUUGUCAUGUGAGGGAGAGCGCAUGUCUGCGCGAGUCCCGCGCAUGCUGGUGCUGAACUACACGGCGAGUGACACGCGGCUCAAUGACCCCGCGCUGCCCGGCUGCUCCCUUGUCGACGACGGAGACUUCAUCACCUUCGACAUCGG
Molecule: messenger RNA, 5350 nt
Organism: Lethenteron reissneri (Far Eastern brook lamprey)
Lineage: Eukaryota; Metazoa; Chordata; Hyperoartia; Petromyzontiformes; Petromyzontidae
Product: IgGFc-binding protein-like
Cellular component (GO): extracellular matrix
Molecular function (GO): protein binding
Source: RefSeq, a predicted model, not a curated record